Messenger RNA from Beauveria bassiana ARSEF 2860, 1368 nucleotides. RefSeq lists its product as uncharacterized. Lineage: Eukaryota; Fungi; Ascomycota; Sordariomycetes; Hypocreales; Cordycipitaceae. The transcript has 3 exons. Bases 1 to 1368 code for a protein of 455 amino acids. Gene Ontology annotation, cellular component: extracellular region. The record is from RefSeq and is a predicted model, not a curated record. Gene Ontology annotation, molecular function: NAD+ poly-ADP-ribosyltransferase activity.
AUGGAGUCGCAUGACACAGCGCUUCUUGCGCUUGGUGUCAUUGCGGCGCCUCAGUCAACGGGUGAACAGUCUAGUGGCGACAUCGUGGUCGAGGACGGCGUUGAGCUCGACACCAACUUUAUCGAUGAUGCCAUCUUUGAGAUUCUCUCAAAUUAUACCAUGUUGCCCAGCGAUCCAAGUUCCGAAGUGGCCGAACUUCGCGAGGGUCCUCCCACCCCCACGACCGUGACGGCCGAGGUGGCAUCCAAGAUGAAGUCUCCGGGCGGCGGCAAAGACGGUCUCUUCUACCGCGGCGACUCGCGCCCACCAGCUGUCAUCUUUGCCGAGGGCUUCUCGCCACAAGGCAGCAAUAAGGACCUGCAGAACCACCUCAACUUCGGGGGCAACUCAGGCCUCGUCUCGGUCUCUCGGUCGCCUCAAACGGCCGAGGGGUAUGCGUUUGGCCGCAGCGCUGAUGGGGCAACCAAAGGUUACAUCUACGUCAUUAACGCCAAGGACCUUCCAGAUGGCUACUGGGUGCCCGGAAUCUAUCCUCCGGAGAAGAACCCGGCGGUUGGUCGCAACCGGGAGUUUGCUGUCGUUGGCAAAGUCCCCGAGUCAAGCAUUUCGCACGCGUACGAAGUGACAAGCAAUAAGCCGAGCUCCAGAAGCACAAAGAUCAAGAACGAAAAUUAUGCCUUCAAGAAGUCUCCCUCCUGCUUUGGAUUCCUUGGCAAGCGUGCUACCUGCGACCCUGCUAAAUAUAAGCCGGCGCCAACAAAAGCCGGCCGUUUCAGGGCUAAAGUGUCUGCUAAAUUCCGGGCCGGCGCCCGUGCCGGCGGAGCCGUCGCUUUUGCGGUGCUGUCGCCCUAUGCCCACGACGUCCUAGACAUGGUCAAGUCCUGGGACAACCCCAUCGGUCACGCCGUCAGCUGGUUUGACAACACCAUGACUAGCAUCCAGGAGGCUAUCGGCGGCCCGCAGGUGCCCGAGAUUUACGGCAACACACUAAAGCUACGCUUCAUCUGCUGGAUGCGCGGCGAGCAGCGCUGGAAGAAUGACGUCGACAGGGCUUGCGACCGCCUCCGCGAGUCGCAAAAGCCGAAGCCCAAACCCCCAACGCCCGAAGAGAAGCGUGUCAAGACCAUCAAUGACUUGCUCAGCACCUGCGAGAAGCUGCAAGACCCGAGCGCGAAGCUGUCCAACGAGGAAAUGAAGAACGAGCUGCUGGAUCGCUGCGAGGUAUUCCGCCAGCGUGCGGAAGACAUUACCAACGAUGUUGAUCCGGAUUGGACAUAUGAGGGUGAUGACGCUUAUCCUCCCCCACCCGAGCCGCCGAGUGCUAUCUAUAUUGACGAGAAUGGAGUCGAACACCCCAUUCCUUGGUAG